Olea europaea var. sylvestris is the source of this 375-nucleotide messenger RNA. Its product is annotated as glycine-rich cell wall structural protein-like. The coding region runs from base 1 to 375 and encodes 124 amino acids. The record is from RefSeq and is a predicted model, not a curated record. The transcript has a single exon. NCBI's taxonomy places the organism in Eukaryota, Viridiplantae, Streptophyta, Magnoliopsida, Lamiales, Oleaceae.
AUGACUUCCAAAUUUGUUCUCUUGGUUUUCCUUGGUGUUCUUAUUUGCACCACCACUGCAAGAAUGCUUGUUGGCUCAGAGGGUUCUUUAGAUGGAGAUAAAAAUUUCUCCCUUGGUCACGGGGAUCUAGGAGGGCUUGGUGGAGGUGGUGGUGGAGGUGGAGGAACGGAAGGUGGUUUUGGUUCUGGAGGAGGAAUGGGUGGUGGGAUUGGGGGUGGUGCUCAAGGAGGAGGUGGAGGGUUUGGUGGAGGUGGUGGUGGAGGAAUAGGUGGUAGUGGUUCUGGUUCUGGUUAUGGAGCAGGAUUUGGUGGUGGGAUGGGAAGUGGUUCUCAUGGAGGAGGUGGAGGGUUUGGAGGAGGUGGAGGAACAGAUUAA